GUGGUCCUUAUGCAUUACACUGUUGCUCGCGUUCCUCGUAUCCUGUAUGCUAUUGCUGGAUUCGCAGAGACACUAUGUGGUUCUCGUUGAAAACCGGAGAACCCAGAACCCGGCUCUUGCCGAUCCCGGAAUAUUCGCUGUGGACCCCGGAUCUGUGCAGCAGCAGUAUAAGAGUUCUCCGCAACCCUGUGCGCCGGACACGUUCCUCGUGGUCGCGGUGAUCACGGCGCCGCGGAACGCCGGCGUCCGGGCCAUGAUCCGGCGCACCUGGGGGUCCCUGGCCGGAGCGGCGUGCCGCACCCGUCUGUUGUUCAUGCUGGGACGGGUGCAUUCCCACAGCACGCAACAGCAUCUGGACGAAGAAGCCCGGGAGCAUGGUGACCUUUUGCAAUCCAACCAGUUCGAUGAUACCUUCCGCAGUUCGACAAUCAAGGCAAUGCGCCAAAGUGCGCUAGCAAGAAGUGGUAUUAAAGACCUUACAGAAAGCGAAAGGUUUCGUGGAUGUACCCGAACUUGGUACCAUGUAACACUUCAGACGCUGCACAUGUACCAGUGGUGCGCGGCCUACUGCCCGUCCUCCACGUUCGUGGCCCGGGUGGAUGACGAUGCGUAUCUCAACAUUCCCAAACUGUACGACACCCUGAAGAACCAAUCGCCUGAUGCGUUCUACGGACAUGUGUACGCGCAGGAGAUCCUCAACGAUGCGUGGUUCCCGCAGCGGAACCCCAAUGGGAAGUACUAUUCGCCGCGGGAAGAGUACCGCCAGGACCGGUAUCCCGUGUACAUUUGGGGAUUCUUGAUAAUCGCGCCGACACGGUUAUUGGGGAAGGUCUUAUACGCCAGCCUAGUUAUUCCUUAUAGUUUUCUUGACGAUGUCUACGUCACCGGAUUAGUGGCGAACUCCAGUGGGAUUCCGUUGCGGCAUAUCACCGGGAUAACGCAGAAGACGAAAACGAUGGCGGUAGCACAGUCGUGCUUAAAGGACAAGUAUACAGCCAUACACAAAAUGGGACAGAAGGAUCUUUUAGGGGUGAAAAAACGCCGUGUACUGAUAUACUAUGCGGGAAUCGCUGUCGCGACAACACACCGGAUGACCAACCGGUCCGCAGUUGCGGGAGUGGGAAACGCUCUGGAGUCCAUGAGCGCCGAGCGGUUAUAGUGAUAUUCCGGAUACGUAUCUGUGUAUUACAUACAACACGGACACAUGUACAAACUACCUGUACUAUUCAACAGAUGAAAUUGCGCUUCCAGAUUAAUUGGCAGUCGAAACAUGCACGC
Molecule: messenger RNA, 1278 nt
Organism: Paramacrobiotus metropolitanus
Lineage: Eukaryota; Metazoa; Tardigrada; Eutardigrada; Parachela; Macrobiotidae
Product: beta-1,3-galactosyltransferase 5-like
Exons: 4
Coding region: 47-1159 (370 amino acids)
Cellular component (GO): membrane
Molecular function (GO): hexosyltransferase activity
Source: RefSeq, a predicted model, not a curated record